Molecule: messenger RNA, 1518 nt
Organism: Dentiscutata erythropus
Lineage: Eukaryota; Fungi; Glomeromycota; Glomeromycetes; Diversisporales; Gigasporaceae
Source: the annotation of a GenBank genome assembly
AUGCAGGCAAAAGUUCGAUCUGCCACGUCAAACGAUCCAUGGGGCCCUAGCGGAACUGCAAUGAAUGAAAUUGCUCAAGCUACAUAUGACCCACAUUAUUUUAUAGAAAUAAUGGAAAUGGUCGAUAAAAGAUUGAACGACUCUGGUAAAAAUUGGAGGCAUGUUUUCAAAGCCCUUACUCUCUUAGAUUAUUGCCUUCAUGUAGGGUCUAAAGAGGUUGUUGCAUAUGCUAAAGAAAAUAUAUAUGUAGUAAAAACUCUACGAGAGUUUCAAUAUAUAGAUGAUGAUGGGAAAGAUCAAGGUGCUAAUGUACGACAAAAGGCUAAAGAUAUCACCAAUCUUCUCCAAGAUGAUGAGCGGCUUAAUUCUGAAAGACGUCAAAGGGCUAAUAUGAGAGAUCGAUUAACAGGCCAUAAUGAAUUGCCUGGGUCAACUAAUCGAAAUGUAGAUUAUGCAGGUGAUUUUUAUGAUCAUCCUGGAAAUUUAGACGAUGAAGAUGCUGAUAUAAAAAAAGCAAUGGAAGAAAGCUUAAAAUCAGCGAACGAAAGUGAAAAAAAUAGUAAAAGAGAAAAAGAGGAUCUAGAAAGGGCGCUCAAAUUAAGUAAAGAAGAGGAAGAAAAGAGGCAGGCAAUGGUCGAAAAGCAAAAUGAAAAAUCAUUAUUUGAUCCAGCAUACUCUUCCAACAUCAGUCAACUCCCACAACAACAAACAGACUUCUUUGGCAAUCCGAUGGCUUAUACAAAUUCUCAAUUUAAUCAACUUAAUCAAUUUAGUGGAAAUCAGAACAGUCAACCAUUAGAUCUCUUUGGCUCAAUUGACAACCAAGCUUUAAUUAGUAAUCAAUCACAAUAUUUAAAUAAUCCAUAUCAGUUGCAACAACAAUCAAUCAAUCCUUAUCAGCAAUCCCCAAUAUUACAAACAAAUGUUGCUGCACCUAAACCUAACUCUACUGAUGAAAAACAUCCACAAUUGGCGGCUCUCUUUGGAAAUAUUGGAGAUGGUGGUAUGGAUACCUUUGGAAAUGUGGGUAAUCUUCGUGUCCCAACUGGCUCGGGAUUUGCCGGCAGCAUUAUAAAUGAAUCUUCAAGCAGCAUACAUUCUCCGAGAAGGUCCAAUUCGACAGGCAAUAUUAGUCAACCAAAUCCAUUCCUUAACAGCGGAGACACCAACAACGUUGGUAGCGGAGCUUUUAACACUCUUCCGUCUAAUUUUAAUUCUCAAUCUGCGGCGUCUGUUAAAAAUGAUUUCCCUAAUACAUUCAGUACAAAUAUUAAUCAACCUGGAUCAUCGUUUUCCACUUCAUCCUUUACAACUAGCCUUCCCACUAGUAAUAGCCUUAUUGACCUUGAUACAGGCAGCUUUAACAGUCAAGCUAGCAAAAAUCCUUUUCAAACACAGCAGACAAUAAUUUCGAACGACUUUAACAAACCAAAAUCUCUCCUAGACCUUCAACGAGAGCAGCAGUUUCAGCAAUCGCAAUCUAAUCAAAGUACUAAUUUAUUCGGAAAUCAAUGGUGA